UUCCAUUGAACAGAACAAAAGGGUACUAUAAUCAAGUUGAUCGCCGAAAUAAUCAGUUGAUAAACGACAUCUCGUUUUGGUCGUAUCAGCGGUACAAUCAUGAUGGGAAUUGAUCUUAAAAUUGCGAUUUUCAUUUUGGCAGUCUUCUGUCAGCUCCACUUUGUCGAAGGUUGGUGGAAUGGGGGUUCGUCUAGCAGAUCACCAAGUACAAGCACAUCAAGACGAGCGGGUCGAUCUUGGUCAAGAAGUCGAACACCCCAAGUUAGAACGCCCAGCGUCCGAACGCCUAGCGCAAGACGACAAGGUCGAUUUUGGUCAAGAAGCCGAACACCCCAAAUAAGAGCGCCCAGCGUCAGAACACCCGUCCGAACGCCUGUCCGAACGCCAAGUGUAAGACGACAAGGUCGAUUUUGGUCAAGAAGCCGAACACCCGACCGAACACCCGAAAUAAGAGCGCCCAGCGUCAGAACACCCGUCAGAACACCCGUCAGAACGCCUGUCCGAACGCCUGUCCGAACGCCUGUCCGAACGCCAGUCCGAACGCCUGUCCGAACGCCUGUCCGAACGCCUGUCCGAACGCCUGUCCGAACGCCAAGUGUAAGACGACAAGGUCGAUUUUGGUCACGACGUCCAACAUCCGAAGUUAGAACACAUGUCCAAACGCCUGUUCAAACGCCAGUCCGAACGCCAAGUGUAAGACGAAAAGGUCUAUUUUGGUCCAGACGUCCAAAACCGCAAGUUAAGACGCCCGGCGUGACUAAAACACCCGUCGGAGCACCCGUUCAAACGCCCAGUGUAAGACGAAAAGGUCUAUUUUGGUCAAGACGUCCAAAACCGCAAGUUAAGACGCCCAGCGUGACUGAAACACCCGCCAGAGCACCCGUUCAAACGCCUGGUGUAAGACGAAAAGGUCUAUUUUGGUCAAGACGUCCAAAACCGGAAGUUAAAACGCCCAGCGUGACUGAAACACCCGUCGGAGCACCCGUCCAAACUCCGAGUGUAAGACGAAAAGGUCUAUUUUGGUCAAGACGUCCAAAACCGCAAGUUAAGACGCCCAGCGUGACUGAAACACCCGCCAGAGCACCCGUUCAAACGCCUGGUGUAAGACGAAAAGGUCUAUUUUGGUGGAGACGUCCAAAACCGCAAGUUAAGACGCCCAGCGUGACUGAAACACCCGCCGGAGCACCCGUUCAAACGCCUGGUGUAAGAAAACAAUCCUCACCCGCAGAUGAUGAUUUAUAUGAGCACAAAGAAACACCCGUCGGAGCACUCGUCCAAACUCCGAGUGUAAGGAGAGAACCAGGGACGGAGAUAACACCAAGUACGGAAGAUCCUCUGAAAGUCAGUGAAGGCCAGAUGGCAUUUGACGCAGAGGGUAACGACGACCCAAAUAGCAGAUAUUUCAGUCGUAAAGCACAUGUACCAACGUCAAAUUCUGGUAUAACACUUGGCAGAGGUUAUGAUCUCAAGCAAAAAACGGAAUCGAAAGUAUACAAAGAUUUACGCCAGAGUGGCAUUCCAGAAGAAAUCGCGAGAACAUUCUCAAAGGGAAUAGGUUUGAGUGGAGAGGCAGCAAAGAAUUAUUUAAAGAAUAACAAUCUUGAAAGUCACAUAAUAACGCGCGAACAACAAAAGAAACUAUUUAUAAAAACGUACGAUGAGAUGACUGCUGAAGCCAAACGCGUGGCAACGAAAACGGACGUGACUAACGCGUACGGAAAAACAAAUUGGGAAGGACUGAACAGGGCGAUAAGAGAUGUUGUUGUUGAUUUAACAUAUCGUGGCGAUUACACCCCAACGACGAGAAUAAAAAUCCAAAAAGCCGUCGCUGAGAAUGAUCUGGAAACGUUCACAGAACUUUUGAGUGAAGAGGAUUACUGGGUGACGAAGAUAAAAGUGCCUAGGGAUCGAUUUGAGCGCAGAAAAAAGAAAUUGGAGGAAGAAAUCAAACGAAAAGGAUAGGAUAAACAAACACGGACGAACGGAUUACCCUUUUUCAAUUUGAUAUUCACUUGAAAAUGAUCAUAUAAACAUAUCUUAAUCAUUUCGCAAUGACAUAUAUCAUUUACCCCCUUUGUAAACUGUUUGGUAUUCAUGUAGUACUAAAUUUCGGGUAUACUCGGUAUGAUUAUGUGUAAUUAAGGUUUUCUAACUAACUGAUUAAAUACUUAC
Molecule: messenger RNA, 2172 nt
Organism: Dendronephthya gigantea
Lineage: Eukaryota; Metazoa; Cnidaria; Anthozoa; Malacalcyonacea; Nephtheidae
Product: neurofilament heavy polypeptide-like
Exons: 14
Coding region: 100-1962 (620 amino acids)
Molecular function (GO): lysozyme activity
Source: RefSeq, a predicted model, not a curated record